This is a messenger RNA of Theobroma umbraticum, 829 nucleotides long. RefSeq lists its product as uncharacterized. NCBI's taxonomy places the organism in Eukaryota, Viridiplantae, Streptophyta, Magnoliopsida, Malvales, Malvaceae. The record is from RefSeq and is a predicted model, not a curated record.
GUACAUUUUUGUGGGUGUGAAUCUCCACGUGGAAACUCCUAAACCCAGCAGCACACUGGAAACUGCAAAUGCUUAAAAGUGCUGGCUGCCGCCUCUUGUAAUUUCCUCUACUCUGUUGACUGCUUACGUGCUGUAUCUUUAUGCCAUUACCCCGCGCUUGCAAUAUAUUUACUCUUUUAGAAAAAACCAGAAACCAGAGUCCCCUCCCUCCCCAUUGGUUUUUGUAUACCCAUUCUCCACGCCUUAUCAAAUCACCUUCUCUCGAACCUGUUCUUUAUAAACAUCGAAACCCGUUCUUCCCUGACCCACCAAAUUUUCAGCUUAUUAAUAUCUUCGAGGCGAUCGACUUCGUAUUAUUUGAUUUGAACUUGCUAUAUUGGUCCCAAGCUUUUAGUCUUUCGUUUUAGGCCGACACAAGGUUGAAAGAGAUGAUUCUGGUGGCAAUAGUGGCGGAGCUACUGGAGGAGUACACGGUGCUGUUGGCUAGAGUGCUUGAGCAUUUGUUUCAUGAAGCUCCUUUUCCAAGGCGUAUUCGUUUCCUUAUCCUCCGCAGCCUUCCUUUCGUUUCCUCCACUCCCCCUCUUCUCCGAGCCCCUGCUUAAAAGUUAAAACCACUGUGUUUUUCCCCCUUUUGUUCCUUUUUCUUUUGCUUUUACAUUAUGGAUAUAGACAUGCGGAUUUCAAUUAUCUGUACAGUCUCCGGAGUUCUCUUUUCUUCAUCUAUGUAAUAUAAUUUUCAUUUGGAAAUUGCAUAAUGCUAGAUCUUGAUUCUUUUGAGUCUUGUUGAUUUGCUUUUCUGGGUAGUUCAAUUUGAUCAACUGAAACAUCA